UCCAGGCGCUGUCUGGGCUGCGGCUCCGCCAGAGCGCUUCGGACGCCCGACGAAAGCAAGCUCCCCGUCUCCUAAAAUAAAACACCUCGACCAAACGGCGACAUCUCCAAAAAAACCGAGAUCACAGUGUAAGUGAAUGUAGUCGACCGGCGUGGACGGCAGACGCUUAUUAUUCGCGUGUGUGAAAGUGAGAUUUAUACGUCUGAUCCUCAUCCGAAUUGAUCUGUUGGGAAGACGGGGAUGCUGGAAGUCGUUUUGGGAUGUCCCAGCUCGCUUGAUGGAAAUAUGGUACUUUACGAAGUCCGUUGGCGGAGACAAAAGCGGACGACAAAGUUGUAUUUUUAACUAGUUCGCUUUAAUUUGUCAACAUGUGUACCACUCCCAGAACACUAGCUUGGACAGAGAUGGCUGUGGCCGUGUUUGAACUAUUUUUCCGCUUACGCCAAGGCCCGCUAUAUAGAGAUUAAUUCCCCGGAGAGUGUUUAUUUAAAAACUCACUGCCAGUUUUGUGGCCAGUAUUAUUACCAAUAUGUGCUUUGAACAAGACUUUUUCAGUUGCCUGUACAAAAGCACAAAUAUUUUUUGACCAGUGACUGACCGGGGCCUUCCUAUAACUAAACAACUGGGUGGGGGGGGAAACCCAGGUUUUUGCAUUUGAAGACAAGAAAACGGGUUUGGAAACAUGGCAGUGGAGGGCCGGCUAACUGUCCUGGAUAUUGGACUAUUCGCCAUGGUUCUACUCAGCCCUGUUGCUGCUGCACAGCGUGAGGAGAGAGAGUGCGCAUACGCCGAGCAGCAGCAGGCUAUGGCCGAGCGGAUUGGUGGAGGAGGAGAGGGGCGUGUCUUUCUGGAGAACUCCACCAUUCGCUGCAGCCAGGGUGGGUGGUGCUACGGACUAUGGGAAAAAAAACAGCACGGGGUCCGACUGGUCAAACAAGGUUGCUGGACGUAUCUGGGAGACCAGCAGGAGUGCCAUGACAACCGUUGCCAGGUGACGAACCCGCCGUCUCAAAUUCAAAAUGGCACCUAUCGUUUUUGCUGCUGUAGCAGAGACAUGUGCAACCUCAACUUCACAGAGGACUUCCCCCUGCCCAGACCCACCACCUCUCAGCCAGUCCAUACUCGCCCGAUCUACGGGGAGGAGGCUGUCCUGAUCGCCCUGGCAACCGUUUCUGUGGUAGCCGUCUUGGUUGUGCUGGUCUUUUUUAUUUACCGUGUGAUCAGGGGACAUGGCAAGCAGAGUCUUCAUAACUUGAACAUGUUGGAAGCAGCUUUCUCUCCCCCCACACUAGAUCUGGACAACCUGAAACUACUAGAGCUGAUUGGCCGCGGGCGCUACGGGGCAGUGUACCGCGGCUCCCUGGACGAGCGCUCGGUGGCGGUGAAGGUUUUCUCCAGCGCCAACCGCCUGCCCUUCGCCAACGAGCGCGCCAUCUACCGCCUGCUGCCGGAGCACGACAACAUCGCCCGCAUCCUGGAGAGCGAGGAGCGUCUGAGCGCCGACGGCCGCACCGAGUACCUGCUGUUCCUGGACUUCUACCCGCACGGUUCUCUGUGCUCAUAUUUGAGUGUGAGGGUUGUUGACUGGCUGAGCUGCUGUCGUCUGGUUCUCUCUGUCACCAGAGGGCUGGCCUACCUGCACACAGAGCUAGUGAGAGGAGAGGUGUACAAGCCUGCAGUUUCUCACAGGGACCUGAACAGCAGGAACGUGUUGGUGAAGGCUGAUGGUUGCUGUGUGCUGAGUGAUUUUGGCCUCUCCAUGACUCUGACCGGGAACAAGCAGUCAGGCCACGCCGAAGAAGACCACACGGCCAUCAGUGAGGUGGGCACGGUGCGUUACAUGGCUCCGGAGGUGCUGGAGGGUGCAGUGAACCUACGGGACUGUGAAGCAGCACUAAAACAGGUGGAUGUGUAUGCGCUGGGCCUGCUAUACUGGGAGACCUUCAUGCGCUGUGCUGACCUCUUCCCAGGUGAGGCAGUGCCAGUGUUCCAGCUGGCCUUCCAGGCCGAGGUCGGGAACCAUCCCACCAUAGAGGACAUGCAGGCGCUUGUGUCCCGACACAAGGACAGGCCAAAGUUCCCUGAGGCCUGGAAAGAGAACAGUCUGACUGUGCGUUCCCUGAAGGAGACGAUGGAGGACUGUUGGGACCAGGACGCGGAGGCCCGUCUCACGGCCCAGUGUGCGGAGGAGCGGCUCGCUGAGCUCCUCCUCCUCUGGGAGCGUGACAAAUCUGUUAGCCCCGCCCUCAACCACAGCACCGCCCUGCACAAUCACAGGAACUUGUCUCAUGGACGACAGACGCCAAAGACCGACACCUACCCAGAAGUCUCCUCUUCGGCCACCGUCGGGGACGGGGAGGGCGCGCCGAAACCUCCUCACGGUGACACCUCUACCGAGGGAGGGGCUAAUCCUGCAGGGGGCGUGGCCGUAGAGAAGAACAGGAACUAUGAGCGCCAGCAGGCCCAGUCACGGCUCUCUGGGAUGGACAACGGCGGCCCCGCCCCUCUUUCCGAGCCCUGCGCUGCCGGCCAGCUGCCAGCAGGGGGCGGUGGCGCGCCGAUCUGUGCACACCUCACCCAGGAGGACCUGGAGACGCCGAAGCUGGACCCCAGCGAGGUGCGGCGGAACCUGCGCGAGAGCUCGGACGAGAGCCUGAUGGAGUGCUCACAGAAGCAGUUCUGCUCGCCCAAAAGCUCGCAAAGCCUCUUCUACCCGCUCAUCAAGACAGCCUCCGAGCUCAGCGGGUCGUCGCAGGUCGCCGCCCACCCCGGCGACGCCCCGGCCGCCGUCCUGCCCAAGCAGCAGAACGUGCCAAAGCGACCCGGCAGCCUGGGCCUCCGCGCCAAGCCUGCCGGGAAGCCGGCCUCCUCUUCGUCCUCUUCGUCCCUGAGGCUGAAGUUCGGGAAGCUUGGCAAGAGCAACCUUAGGAAGGCUGAGACGGGCGCGGCCAGAGCGAAGACCGCUGCCCCCGAGCCCCACCCGACCACCAUCACCAACAAUGCGGAUGUCACGUGCGGCUUCGGUGCGGGGGCGGAUCGCGCGACACGAGGGGGCGCCGUCGGCUCGGACGACGUGCCCUUCGGUCUCCUCGCCACUAGCCCGGACGAGGAGGAGCCCCUCCUCCACAGGGACGCCCCGCCGGACAACAACGCCAACAAUAACAACAGUAACAACACGGGUGACGGCGAGGGAGGGAACCAGGAGGUGGGUGGGAACAGCGAGGAAGGCCCCGGCCCUGCCGGAGACGACCCCUUGUCCGCCUCGGCGGCGGAGCCCUCUGCAGGGCCGCCUCCCUGCCCCGCCCCAGCCCUGGCAGAGCCCCACCCUCCAGCCCUGCUACCACAGGGAGAGGCCCUACUCAGGCAGAACCGCGCACGCCGACCCGAAAGGCCAAACUCUCUGGACUUGUCCAUCACCACACUGCCCUCGUUGGGAGGCCACUCGGACAGUGAGGCUAAGGAGGCGUCGGGGGACCGCAUCCGGAAGCGAGUGAAGACACCCUAUGCCCUGAAGAAGUGGCGUCCAGCCACCUGGGUCUUCACAGACCCUCUGGACGCCGAAGUGAACAACAACACCUGCCCCGGAAGCCUGGGUCAGAACCGAAGCCAGCCCGAUGCCAGCAGACCCAAAUCAGCCACAGCCAUCUACCUGGGCGGUCAUGGGGCCGUGACCUCCGGCUUGACCUCUGACGCCAGCGACUGCACCUUCUGAGUCGUGAUCCUAUGUUGACAGAAGCACACUUAUCCGAGACCCUCACUGAGACUCGUUUUCAUCGGUCAGAAUUUAGGCCAGCACACACUGGCCUGUCAGGACACCUCUAUCUGGCCAUUACUCCACAGAAACCGAAGCCCUAGUUGGCUGACUGUGGAGGUGGACCACAAAUCCCAGUCAUCUGACUGUGGAGGUGGACUACAAAUCCCAGUCACUUGUAGAACAUGAACAGGCCAGUGCACUGGCCCCUUGGUCUGCUGUUGCUGUUGGCUCUGACUCCUUUGUUCUGAUCUGACUCCUUUGUUCUGUAUUUGUAUGUUGAAAUCUUUAUGGGUUUUUUUUUUGUUGCACUUUUAAAUGUAGAAAUAGCAAAAUCAUAUUUCUCUUUUGACCAUAAUGUAAUUAGAAUCUCUAAAGAAAGGGGGGAAAAAAGUUUAAUCAAAGUAAAACAAACUUCUUAUUAAUAUUUUAGAAAUACAGUAAUCAGUACGAAAGAGCACAUGGUGAUGUGGAAUAUGUAGGGCUGUCUUAACAGUAUGGCAGAGCUGUGUACGGCAGCGUAGCCGGCCUGUCUGAACAUCCAGAGACCAGUGCUCAUACUGCAUGGGCUUCAGGCCAGAGAGGAAACAGGAGGGUCCACAGCUGUUCGGUAUGGUGUGUGUGUGUGUGUGUGUGUGUGUGUGUGUGUGUGUGCGCGUGCGCGUGCGAGUGCGCGUGUGCGUGCCUGCGUGCGUACAGAAAUCAUGGAUGACAAUCUCCACUAUCGUCGAUCUGUUAUUUCCUAGCUGACGUCAGCGGGCAAAAAAUUGGAGCGAUCCAGCCGUCUUCUUAGGCGAGAGGACUGUGGUAAUGCUCCUUUUAAAGAGACAUCCUGUAACUGCAUGCGAGACAAUGGGGAGACGUUGGGGAGACACAGCAAGAUCCAAAGUCAAUACCAAACAUAGCAAUUACAGCUCAGUCUUCUGACCUCUGUAUUACCUGUAUAUUACCUACAUUAUUACCUCUGUACAUCACCCGUGUCCUGUACUAGUACAGAGACACAAGCCAUACUUGCACUGUUUUCAAUUCUCCUGAUCAUGAAGAUUUGAUUAAUAACACAAUAUAGGCCUGGUUAGAUGUUUGGUGGGUGUGUGUGUGUGCGUGUGUGUGUGUGUGUGUGUGUGUUUGAGUGUUUGACAGCGAGAGAGAGAGAGAGAGAGAGAGAGAGAGAGAGAGAGAUCUGUUCUUUUGUCUGUACUAGUGUAGUAGUGCCUGUGCAGAUAUUUUUGUGUUAUGUAUGUAUAUGUGUGUGUGUGUGUGUGUGUGUGUGUGUGUUUCCACAUGGACAUGCACUGUACACAUUUUUGCAGGACAGGCAUGGUGAAACACAACCAGACAGUUCAAAGGUUAGAGGUCAAGCCACACAGAAAGCUUUGAACAGUCUGAGACACAAGACUCUGUUUAUCUUUGCAUGCUGGAGCCGCACUCCACCCUGUUCCCUUAGACACGAUCUACGCGGCUCUCAGCUCAAAUCAUCCCCUAACACUCAAACAGCUCAGUUACGCGAUGCUCAAACUGCCAUGGCUACCAUAAUGAGCCAUGUUCCUGUCUUGGCUGACUGUUGCAUGUAUUCGAAAUAUUUUCAAGAGCACAAGACUAACUUUGAUGUGGAGGCUCCCACUGUUCCUGUGUGUAUAAAAAUGUCUGUGGGUUUUUGUUCCUCGAGCUGCUCUGCAGUUCUGGUGUAAUGUUGUGUGGGUCAGGUGUUCCAGCUGCCUUCGCACCAGGGAAUGGGAAUAUGGUGUGAUGUUGUACUCUUUGAAAUCUGUGAUUUGUAUCAGAUUGCAAAACUGUAAUGGAAUUUGUUGCAUUUUAAUAAAUAAUGCUUUGCAGUUGGAUGGUU
Messenger RNA from Electrophorus electricus (electric eel), 5594 nucleotides. It is a transcript of the gene bmpr2a, whose product is annotated as bone morphogenetic protein receptor, type II a (serine/threonine kinase). NCBI's taxonomy places the organism in Eukaryota, Metazoa, Chordata, Actinopteri, Gymnotiformes, Gymnotidae. Gene Ontology annotation, molecular function: ATP binding; transforming growth factor beta receptor activity. The record is from RefSeq and is a predicted model, not a curated record. Gene Ontology annotation, cellular component: signaling receptor complex; plasma membrane. Gene Ontology annotation, biological process: cellular response to growth factor stimulus; BMP signaling pathway; protein phosphorylation.